UUCGAGGUACGGUUUAGUGAUUUGAAGAACUUCCAAAACGCAGCGUUUAACGCCUUAGGGUUUUUUCGUGGGUUUUAGUUUUGCCUUAUUCUCUCUCUCUUCUCUAUUCCUCUUCUCCAAGGAAUCUGGGAAAAAAAAAUCAAAGCUAUUUUUUCUCCCCUUCGUCGCUCAUCUCAUCUUCUCCAAAGUCUUCGAUCGAUCUAAAUCUAAUAUCUUCGUAGAUUCAGAAGAAAGCUAGAAAUGGGCGAGGCAGAGAAUCUCUGGGUUGCUUCAGAGAUCCCCUCGUCGACAACGACAAAAGCCCUUGAUUUCCCGACCAAAGACUCGACCACCGGGUUCGAAACCCAAACGCUUCCCCUGCCUCAUCUGGAAAAGGGCUCGCCGGAGGAUAAGCUAGGUUUGACGGAAAGGGUUUUCUCCGCCGCGGGAGCUGCGUUUUUGUCCGCCGUUAUCCUAAAUCCUCUCGACGUCGUCAAGACUCGAUUGCAAGCUCAAGCCGCUGGGGUUUCUUACUCUCACCCUCUCAGUUACGACAUUGGUCGCAUGGCGUUCUUCGGACCCAACAUGAUGUUUGCAGACUUGAGAUGCUCUCCUUCGUGUGCACGCGCUGGUGUUCAGGGUACUGUCUCCAUUUGCCCUCCUGAUUGUUUUCAGUACAAAGGAACGUUUGAUGUCUUCACCAAGAUCAUACGUCAGGAGGGGAUGGGACGCCUGUGGAGAGGGACUAACGCUGGUCUUGCCCUAGCUGUGCCUAUGGUUGGGAUAUAUCUCCCGUUCUAUGAUAUGUUUCGCAAUAAGCUGGAAGAUUUAUCUCGGGAGAAUGCGCCUGCCACGAGGAUAUUUGUGCCUCUUGUGGCAGGAGCAUUGGCGAGAUCCUUAGCUUGUACAGUUUGCUAUCCUAUUGAACUUGCAAGGACCCGUAUGCAGGCAUUCAAAGAAGCGAAAGCCGGUAUGAAGCCUCCGGGAGUUGUUAAAACACUGGUUGGUGUAGUCUCUGAAGUCAGGACUGUUAAUAACCUUGAAAAUAGUUUGCAUAACUAUCGUGUUCUGUGGAGAGGCUUGGGUGCACAGCUUGCACGUGAUGUUCCAUUCUCCGCAAUCUGCUGGGCGACUCUAGAGCCAAUGAGGAGGAGGCUUCUUGGAAUCGUGGGAAACGAUACAAACGCUCUAGGUAUCCUCGGUGCAAACUUCUCCGCUGGUUUUGUAGCUGGAAGUAUUGCUGCUGCUACUACAUGUCCUUUUGACGUUGCAAAAACAAGAAGACAGAUUGAGAAGGACCCUUAUAGGGCAAUGAGGAUGACGACAAGACAGACACUCAUAGAGGUUUGGAGGGAUGGAGGGAUGAGAGGACUGUUCACGGGAAUAGGUCCAAGGGUGGCACGUGCUGGACCAUCCGUUGGGAUAGUGGUUUCUUUCUACGAAGUGGUCAAGUAUGCUCUGCAUCGCCAAUACGCUUCAUCAUGACCCCAACAGGAAUAACUAAUCACCUACGCAUAUUGAAAUGUGGAUACGGCUUUAGGUUAUAGCUUCUUCAACUCAACGUAAUAAAGUUAAACAGGCUCAGUCCUCCACUAACACUUGUUUACUUUGAGCCAAAAAUUUUGUUCAGUUGAUUAAUUACCGGUGGUUAAAUACGGUCUUUGUCGGGUUUUGGUAGUCAAUUUGAAGUGUGAAUC
Molecule: messenger RNA, 1676 nt
Organism: Raphanus sativus (radish)
Lineage: Eukaryota; Viridiplantae; Streptophyta; Magnoliopsida; Brassicales; Brassicaceae
Product: mitochondrial carrier protein MTM1
Exons: 10
Coding region: 241-1464 (407 amino acids)
Biological process (GO): mitochondrial transmembrane transport
Source: RefSeq, a predicted model, not a curated record